CAACCGACCCCUACAGCCUCAUCUUCUCUUCAUCUCGUCUGGCGAUCAACGUUGGUCAAGUGGUCAGCAUGUCGGCAUCAUCUGCCACCCCGUACGACCGCUCAACCCUCCUAACAGGUCUGACCAUCGGCGUCUUCCUCACCCUCUCAGCUCCCAAACUCCUCCGUCUCCUCAACCUCCAACCUUCCGAAAAUCCAAGAAUCAAGUCCCAUGGCAAAAUCGCUCCCGAGAAAGACAUUAGAAUUGGCAUGGAGGGGUUGAUCGGGAAUACACCUUUGGUGAAGAUCAAGAGCUUGAGUGAAGCUACAGGUUGUGAGAUUCUGGCAAAAGCGGAGUUUCUGAACCCUGGUAACUCACCUAAAGACCGCGUCGCCCUCUCCAUUAUCCUCGAAGCCGAGAAGAAUGGGCUAUUACGUCCCUCACAUUCCCUCCACCACCGCCCAACAGACAACACAGACGACCAUAACGCUGUCUCAUCUCACCUCCGUGCAGAUAACGAUUCCCUCGAACCCAUUACCUCUGGCAAAGUCGAAGACCCAGAUACAAUCUACGAAGGCACAGUCGGAUCAACCGGGAUUUCAUUGGCUAUUCUGGCAAGAGCACGAGGGUACAGAGCACACAUCUGCAUGCCCGACGACCAAUCACCCGAGAAAUCCAACCUCUUACGAGCAUUGGGCGCACACGUCGAACAAGUCCGUCCAGCCUCCAUCGUCGAUAAAUCACAAUUCGUGAACCGAGCGUAUUCCCGAGCUGAGGAGCAUAGUGCAGAUGAAAGCAGGGACAGCCGAGGUUUCUUCGCAGACCAAUUCGAGAACGAGGCGAAUUGGUGUGCACACUAUGACACCACCGGUCCAGAGAUCUAUUCACAAAGCGGUGGGGUCGUGGAUGCUUUCGUCGCUGGUGCGGGGACGGGGGGUACACUCUCCGGUUGCGUAAAGUAUCUCAAACCACUGCUGCCGGAUAUGAAGGUGUUUUUGGCGGAUCCGCCGGGGAGUGGGUUGUUCAAUAAAGUCAAUUAUGGGGUGAUGUUUGACGAGAAGGAGAGGGAAGGGAGGAGGAGGCGGCACCAGGUUGAUACGGUCGUGGAGGGAAUUGGGAUUAAUCGGAUUACGAACAAUUUCAGGCGAGGGGAGGAGUAUGUGGACAAAGCGAUCCGGGUGACGGAUGAGGAGGCGGUUGCGAUGUCGAGGUAUCUGGUCGAGCAUGAUGGGCUUUUCCUUGGGUCUAGUUCGGCGGUUAAUUGUGUUGCGGCCGUACGCGCUGCGAGGGAGUUGGGAGAGGAGAGUGGGAAGGUGGUCGUUACUAUUCUGUGUGAUCCGGGGAACAGGCAUCUCGGGAAGUUCUGGAGUGAUGAGUAUUUGAAAGAUUACGGCAUCGAUGUGGAUGAUUUGGAUUGGAGUGAUCUCGGGUUCUUGGAUCAGAAAUAG
Molecule: messenger RNA, 1427 nt
Organism: Saitoella complicata NRRL Y-17804
Lineage: Eukaryota; Fungi; Ascomycota; Saitoellomycetes; Saitoellales; Saitoellaceae
Product: PALP-domain-containing protein
Exons: 2
Coding region: 69-1427 (452 amino acids)
Cellular component (GO): cytoplasm
Molecular function (GO): cysteine synthase activity
Source: RefSeq, a predicted model, not a curated record